AUGGCUCCCAAAACACUUCGUAUCCUCAUCCUCCCCGGCGACCAUGUCGGCCCCGAAAUCAUGGCCGAGGCUCUCAAAGUCCUCGACGUAAUUGAAGCAAGCCGUCCAGACCUACACUUUGAAAGAGACACAGAUAUCGUCGGUGGCUGCAGUAUUGAUAAGCACGGCACACCCGUCACCGAAGCCGUCCUUGAUAAAGCACUUGCAAGCGACGCCGUGCUCUUCGGUAGCAUUGGCGGUCCAGAGUGGGCUGGCGCUGAUCCCACGCCUGAGUCUGGACUUUUGAAACUCCGCCAGAAGCUCGAUGCAUUCGCCAACCUGAGACCUUGUGAGAUUCUUGUUCCAAGUCUUAUUGGCGCGUCACCUAUCAAGCCCGAGCUUGUUGAGGGUCUGAAGUUUAUUGUGGUGAGAGAGAACUGUGGUGGCGCCUACUUUGGUGAGAAGAAGGAAGAUGCGGAUGUUGCGUCUGAUCUUUGGGUGUACUCACGUCCAGAGGUUGAAAGACUGGCCCGCGUGAGCGCGGCUGUAGCAAGAAUUUUACAUUCUAGCACAGGCGCUGGAGGGAAGCCCGUUGUUUGGAGUGCCGACAAGGCCAAUGUUCUAGCGAGCGGGCGUCUCUGGCGUCGUGUAACAACAGAGAUCUUCCAAAAGGAACUCACCGACGUGGAAUUGAAGCAUCAGCUUGCAGAUAGUCUGGCGAUGCUCAUGGUCAAGGACGCUGCACGUUUCAACCACAGCGUCAUCCAUACCGACAAUACCUUUGGCGACAUUAUCUCUGAUAUUUCCGGUGGGCUUACCGGCACACUGGGUGUUCUCCCUAGUGCCAGUCUUGCCGGUAUCCCCGGAGAUGGACCAUGUAAGGGUAUCUACGAGCCAGUCCAUGGUAGCGCACCAGAUAUCUCAGGCAAGGACCUCGCCAAUCCUGUCGCACAAAUUCUGAGUUUGGCCAUGAUGCUUCGUUACUCAUUCCUUAUGGAGAAGGAGGCUUCUGCAAUUGAGCAAGCUAUUGUCAAGGUCUUGGAUACAAAGGAGAAUGGUGGGUUAGAAACCAGGACGGGAGAUCUGGGAGGGUCUGCUAAGUGUACCGAGGUUGGUAAUGCUGUUUGUGAAGUCCUUAAGAAGUUAUUACAAUAA
Fusarium coffeatum is the source of this 1134-nucleotide messenger RNA. RefSeq lists its product as uncharacterized. Gene Ontology annotation, biological process: L-leucine biosynthetic process. The record is from RefSeq and is a predicted model, not a curated record. Gene Ontology annotation, cellular component: cytosol. The transcript has a single exon. Bases 1 to 1134 code for a protein of 377 amino acids. Lineage: Eukaryota; Fungi; Ascomycota; Sordariomycetes; Hypocreales; Nectriaceae. Gene Ontology annotation, molecular function: 3-isopropylmalate dehydrogenase activity; magnesium ion binding; NAD binding.